Messenger RNA from Tilletiaria anomala UBC 951, 2414 nucleotides. Its product is annotated as glycoside hydrolase family 79 protein. Bases 297 to 2207 code for a protein of 636 amino acids. NCBI's taxonomy places the organism in Eukaryota, Fungi, Basidiomycota, Exobasidiomycetes, Georgefischeriales, Tilletiariaceae. The record is from RefSeq and is a predicted model, not a curated record. The transcript has 3 exons.
AUUUCGUCGGCAAUAGAGGCUCGCAUUAUCUAUCGUACACGAGUUGAUCAUCUUCGGUCUGCUCCGUGGGCUCGCAGCGUUUUGCUCGCAGAAUAGAAGCACUGCUCGAACGUCAAACGCCAGGAAGCGUAUCCAAGUCACCUUAGAUCGACACGCGUUGCAACUCGUUAGGUAUCGAACACAUGUUACCAGCCACCAUGGCUCUCCGAUCCCAGUACCCGCAGCGUCAUGGACGACGAUCAAUAGAGAGCCGGUCAAUUCGACGGCGGUUGCGAUCACGCUUCUCACUCACAUCCAUGGCUACUGCUCUGCUCGCAACAUCGUCAACAUGGAGGAGCGGUACAGCAGCCCAACAGAUCCCCCUUGCCGCGCCUUCUCUGCAAAUCAUUGCCGCCCCGGCUACGCCGACCAGCGCCAAUGCGACAGGGCCACCUAUCCCCGCCCUCGAUAGCACUGCGUACCCUGUCCCUUCUCCUCCAAGUGCAGCGAUUGGGACAACGCAGCUGAACCUCGCUUAUGGUCAAGGUGAUGCGCCGAUCUACCCUGGUAUCCCUGUCCUCGGCAACUUCCUUGGUCUUUCCAUCGAGCUAUCCGUCGUGGACGAGAUCAUCGGCAAGACAUCCCAAAAACUAAACAUUUCAUUCUUGAACUACAUCUCUGCGCUGGCCACCCGUUCUGGUAUGGGCCCCAUUCUCCGUAUCGGUGGCAACACGCAGGACACGGCCAUCUACAACGCCACCUCCACCGUUUCAACGGAUAUGAUCGUCAAAGUCUCUGACCAUGGCUACACAGACAAAGGAGUGCCUGUCACUCCUUCAAUCGAAUACAAUGACCUAGUUUUCCAGGCAAUGCAAUCCCUUGCUCAGAAGCUCAACACACAUUUCGUCUGGGGUCUCAACAUGGUCAACCACACCGCCAGCUUCACCGAGCUGAUGGUCAAGACGCUGAACCGCUACAUUUCAGACCAUGUAGACCUCAUCCUCGUCGGUAACGAACCAGAUCGGUACCCGCAGACCGGAAACAGACCCUCCGACUACGACAUCCCGACCUAUCUCGAUGAGUGGGGUGACCUCACCGGCAGGGUCAUGGGCGACUUGAUACAGCCGAAACUCUUCACCGCUCCCAACGUAUGCUGCGGAUGGACUACCUUCAGCAUCACCGAGGAGAACGGCAUGCGCGAGCGAUUCAAAGACCGGCUGAAGGCAAUCAGUGCCAUUCAGUACCCGCAAUCGCUGUGCUCUAGUAAUGGGGUACAGGGCCAUGAGUUCUACUUGAACCACACCAAUACAGUCACUUUUGCCCAGUAUGACGCAGAUGCCAUCGCAGCAGCGGUCGCCAACCAGAUUCCAUACUACCUAGUCGAGACAAACACGGCAUCGUGUAUCGGUAUUAAUGGCGUCUCGAACGCCUUCACGAGUGCCAUUUGGGGUGUUGACGCGGCACUGCAGCUCGCCUACCGCAACCACACGGGUGUAUUCUGGCACACGUCCGGUAUCAACACGAUCUAUAACGUCUUCACGCCGCCUGCGUACAACGCCACCACCAAGAGCUGGAAGACGGGCCCGAUCUACUACUCGAGCCUCGUCGUCGCCGAAGCGCUGGCGAGUCAGACGAACAGCAGCCAGGUGCUCGACUUACAAGUGGACCGGGAUGACGCGUCGGCAUAUGCCAUCUUCGAGAAUACCGUCGCCAAAAAGGUCGUGCUUAUCAACAUGAUCAACGACGCUUCCGGUGCCAACACCUGGACAGCCAACAUACCCGCCCAGAGCGGGCAGACGACUGUCAGCUACAAGCUCCUCGCCGCACAAAGUGUUGAUUCGCUUGAUGGGAUUACUUGGGCCAACCAAACAUUUGGCUACUGGAGCGACGGUGUCCUACAAGGAGCCGAGAACAUCAAGACGGCUGCGUGCAACGAUGGCCAGUGCCCUGUGCAGGUACCUGCGCCGGGUGUAGCGCUCGUCUUCCUCACGCCCGACGUGACGGAGAAAGCAGCCGUGCCGACACAGACGUUCGAGCCAUAUGGAACAGACAACCCGAGCAUCAUCGUCAACAGCAAUGGCAGCCGCGGCAACAGGCUUGGCGCGACCUCCAAGGGUAGCUCGAGCGGCGCAUUGCCCAGCUUGUGCAUUCCGACCGAUGGCAGGCUGUGGAUCGCCAUGGCCGUUUCCGUCGUCGGCGGUGCUGUGGUCGCUGGCUUCUUGCCUUGAGCAGCAUCACCUUUCUUCUUCUCGCUCCCCUCAACAUUGAGGCUCGCGCGCUAUCUUCGCAUACCUCCCAAACCACUUCUAUCAUCUACAAGGACAUUUGUUCUCUUUCAUUGGAAUUGGGUCUGCAACGAAUCUAAAAUUGUAUUUUACGGAUAUCUUUCCAAGAGUACGGGCACGGACAAUGAAACCUGGCAUUGGGAGACGAAG